This is a messenger RNA of Daucus carota subsp. sativus, 648 nucleotides long. RefSeq names its product agamous-like MADS-box protein AGL62. Gene Ontology annotation, biological process: positive regulation of transcription by RNA polymerase II. Bases 1 to 648 code for a protein of 215 amino acids. The transcript has a single exon. Lineage: Eukaryota; Viridiplantae; Streptophyta; Magnoliopsida; Apiales; Apiaceae. The record is from RefSeq and is a predicted model, not a curated record. Gene Ontology annotation, molecular function: DNA-binding transcription factor activity, RNA polymerase II-specific; RNA polymerase II cis-regulatory region sequence-specific DNA binding; protein dimerization activity.
AUGGCAACAAAGAGCAAGGGUCGCCAAAAGAUUGUUAUGGCAAAAAUGACCAAGGAAAUUAAUCUCAGCGUUACAUUUUCCAAGAGGCGUUGUGGGUUAUUCAAGAAAGCGAGUGAGCUUAGCACCCUAUGUGAUGUAGAGAUUGCAAUCAUCGUCUUCUCUCCUGGGAAAAAAGUUUUCUCAUUUGCAUAUCCGAAUGUUGAACAAAUCCUUGAAAAGUUCCUCAAUGCUCAGGACCCGAGUCCAAUGAAUUCAACCACCCUUCAACUUGUACAGGCUCUUCGCAGUGCAAGGGUUCGUCUACUCAACAAGGAACUCUCUGAGUUGCUUAUAUAUUCGGAAGAGCAGAAGAAACAAGGGGAGGAGCUCACAAAAUUGAAGAAGCAACGACAAGAAAUGUUCUGGUGGGAGGCUCUGAUUGAUGAUCUUCGAUUUGAACAACUUGAUAUGUUGAAAACAGGUAUGGAGGACCUCAAGAGAAGCAUCGCAACACACGCUCAGAAUCUUGUGAUGAUGGAACACGCACUAGCACUAGAUGGGUGUAGCACCAGCACUGGACUUUCAAUGACACCAAAUGGAUUUAAUCUCGGGCACGGAUGUGGACAUCCAAUUGUGUACCAAAAUGAGGGAACCCAACUAGGGGUGUGA